UAAAGAAUCAGGUGAACAUUAAAAUUUUAAGGUCUCUAAUUAAUGAUCAAUUUAUAUUGUUUCAGAAUGGCUGCCAACAGGAAGUAUUUGUUCCAUGAUGAAAAGAGUUUCAAGCUUAUGAAUCGACUUGUAAACGAGAAAUUUGGACUUCCCACCCCGAAUUCUGAUGACAGUGACACAGAGAUUGAAAUGCUAAGAACGGCGAUAAGGUUUGGGCAACCUCAAAGAGGUUCACCAUUUGAGGGUUCCAAUAAACCAAGAGAGAAUUCACCAAAAUACCUGCGUGAAUGUGAUAAGUGUGUCAGAUAUUUCGAUCAAUGGAAUGAACAUGAACAAAUUGAGUUUGUGGAGCUUAUGCUUUCCAAAAUGACCCACAGCCAACAUAGUCAUGUCAGUGCUUUCUUAAGACCUGUGCUUCAAAGGGAUUUCAUAAGUCUGUUACCUAAAAAGGGUUUAGAUCAUGUAGCAGAAAGUAUUUUGUCUUAUUUGGAUGCCAAAUCUUUAUGUGCUGCCGAACUAGUUUCCAAAGAGUGGUACAGAGUUAUAUCUGAAGGAUUAUUAUGGAAGAAGUUAAUAGAACGUAGGGUAAGAACGGAUACCCUAUGGAAGGGUUUAGCUGAUCGGAAGGAAUGGAUUAAGUACUUAUUCAAGCCAGCUCCUGGAGAACAACACCCGGAUCAUAUGUUUUAUCGUCGCUUGUUUCCUAAAAUUAUUCAAGAUAUAGAUAGUAUAGAGUCAAAUUGGAAAUGUGGCCGACAUAACUUGCAAAGGAUUAAUUGUCGUAGUGAAAACAGCAAAGGAGUGUACUGUCUUCAGUAUGACGAUCAAAAAAUUGUUAGUGGUCUUAGAGAUAAUACCAUUAAAAUUUACGAUCGCAAUACUUUACAGUGUGUUCAAGUACUAACAGGUCACACUGGCUCAGUUUUGUGCCUUCAGUAUGAUGAAAGAGUAAUUGUUAGUGGAUCUAGUGAUUCAACUGUUAGAGUCUGGGAUGUUGCAACUGGUCAGAUUUUGAAUACAUUAAUUCAUCACUGUGAAGCAGUCCUUCAUCUUCGUUUUAGCAAUGGUUUAAUGGUAACCUGUUCUAAGGAUCGAUCAAUAGCAGUGUGGGACAUGAAUACAGCACAAGAAAUUAACUUAAGACGAGUGCUUGUUGGUCACAGAGCUGCAGUUAAUGUAGUUGAUUUUGAUGAAAAAUAUAUAGUGUCAGCAUCUGGAGAUCGUACUAUAAAAGUUUGGAAUACCACAUCUUGUGAAUUCGUUCGAACUCUAAAUGGUCAUAAACGAGGAAUAGCUUGCCUUCAAUACAGAGAUCGUUUAGUUGUGAGUGGUAGUUCAGACAACACAAUUAGGUUGUGGGACAUUGAAUGUGGAGCUUGUUUACGAACACUGGAAGGUCAUGAAGAACUAGUAAGAUGCAUUCGCUUUGAUAAUAAAAGAAUUGUUAGUGGUGCUUAUGAUGGCAAAAUUAAAGUUUGGGAUCUUGCUGCUGCUUUAGACCCAAGAGCACCAGCAGGGACAUUGUGUUUACGCACUUUGGUGGAGCAUUCAGGACGAGUGUUCAGACUUCAGUUUGAUGAAUUUCAGAUAGUGAGCAGUUCACAUGAUGAUACAAUUCUAAUAUUUGAUUUUUUAAACUACAGUGCCUCAGAAACAUAAUGCUUUCAUUCAUCUGCCAUAUGAAUAACUCACUGCCUGAUUAG
Uloborus diversus is the source of this 1703-nucleotide messenger RNA. Its product is annotated as beta-TrCP-like. The record is from RefSeq and is a predicted model, not a curated record. Lineage: Eukaryota; Metazoa; Arthropoda; Arachnida; Araneae; Uloboridae. Bases 43 to 1659 code for a protein of 538 amino acids. The transcript is spliced from 11 exons. Gene Ontology annotation, molecular function: protein dimerization activity.